Messenger RNA from Corylus avellana, 952 nucleotides. RefSeq names its product PPR containing protein. Gene Ontology annotation, biological process: chloroplast organization; Group II intron splicing. The record is from RefSeq and is a predicted model, not a curated record. Lineage: Eukaryota; Viridiplantae; Streptophyta; Magnoliopsida; Fagales; Betulaceae. Gene Ontology annotation, molecular function: RNA binding; protein binding.
UAAUCACAAUCGACGGCUUUCGUUUAAUCACCAUGUCAAGGAAAUUCAAUCGACGUUCAGAAAUAUUUCGAUUCGAGAACCUUCAUUUUCUUUAGUGGUCGAAGAUGAUGGCAAAAUCGUCAUUUGGUGUCCAAAGCCCCCAUCUCUUAUCUCCUCCUCCAAUCCCUUCACUACCAUGGCUUCCACUCUGCACCAAAGCCUCACCUCCCUGAAACCCCACCGCCCUCCAAAUCCCAACCCAACCACCACCACUCUGAGAUCCACCAGCUACGUUCCCAUACGUUGCGGGCCACGGUCUAACCGUGGGCCCCUGAUGAAAGGCCGGAUCCUAAGCAUCGAAGCCAUCAACGCCAUCCAAGCCGUCAAGCGGGCCCAAAAGUCCUCCGACGACCCCACCCAACUCCCAGCCCUCCUCUCCAAAACCCUAAACCGAUUGAUCAAGUCCGACCUCCUCGCUACCCUACGCGAGCUCCUACGCCAGGACCAGUGCGCCCUCGCUCUCCACGCCUUCUCCGCCUUCCGGUCGGAAUACCAGCCCGACCUGUCUCUCUACGCUGACGUGGCAUCCGCCCUUGCGAGGAACGGGAUGGUGGAGGAUAUGGACCGCCUGAUCCGUGACUUGGAGGAGGGAGACAGCGGGGGUGGGAUCAUCCAGUGUGAUGAUAAGGGGCUGAUCAGGCUGGUAAAGGCGGUGAUUGGUGCUGGGAGGAGGGAAUCGACGGUCAGGAUCUACAGGAUGAUGAAGAGGAGUGGAUGGGGGUCGAGUAUUGAGGCGGAUGAGUAUGUGGUGAGGGUUUUGAGUAAAGGGUUGAGGAGUGUUGGGGAGGAGGGUUUGGGUGAUGAGGUUAAAAGGGUCAAUUUGGAGAAGUUGAGGGUUAAUUUGUAAUUACGUUGAUGGCGUGAAUGAAUGAAUAAUAAAACUCUUCUAAGGCCAUGGUGUUGCAUUACAGAA